Messenger RNA from Colletotrichum lupini, 234 nucleotides. RefSeq lists its product as uncharacterized. The transcript has 2 exons. The record is from RefSeq and is a predicted model, not a curated record. NCBI's taxonomy places the organism in Eukaryota, Fungi, Ascomycota, Sordariomycetes, Glomerellales, Glomerellaceae. The coding region runs from base 1 to 234 and encodes 77 amino acids.
AUGAAUCACCGUCCGACGGUGUCAGGGUUGGGUAUUACAGAUUUCAAGAAAAUGACCCCUCCAUACGUCCCAGACGCGCAGAAAGACCCUCCAGGUUGGUGGACACCUGUUUCCGCUGAUCAAUCUAUGGUUACGGAAGGUGGUACCCACCUUACCUUGGCUGUGGUCACGGAACGAGGCGCACCACCUCCGUAUUCUACCCAGGUACCUCGCCUGGCAGAAAGGAGGCGGUAG